AUGCCGAGAAUUACGGAGUACUUCCAUUGGAAUUGCCUCCGCGGUGCUCCAAAUCGGGGUGGCUGUCCCGUGCGCCACUCCGGUCGAGUCGAGAAAAGAAAAGAAAGUGGUCGAUCCGAUUUCACCGAGACAAUCUCUCUUGAUGGUUCCGGGUUGAAAUGA
Molecule: messenger RNA, 162 nt
Organism: Chaetomium globosum CBS 148.51
Lineage: Eukaryota; Fungi; Ascomycota; Sordariomycetes; Sordariales; Chaetomiaceae
Exons: 2
Coding region: 1-162 (53 amino acids)
Source: RefSeq, a predicted model, not a curated record